Molecule: messenger RNA, 1578 nt
Organism: Metarhizium brunneum ARSEF 3297
Lineage: Eukaryota; Fungi; Ascomycota; Sordariomycetes; Hypocreales; Clavicipitaceae
Product: Purine-cytosine permease fcyB
Biological process (GO): transmembrane transport
Cellular component (GO): plasma membrane; fungal-type vacuole membrane
Molecular function (GO): transmembrane transporter activity
Source: RefSeq, a predicted model, not a curated record
AUGGUAUCACCCUUGCGCCCGGGACCGGGUCACCAGAAUACUCAGAGAUUCGACGAGAAGGGUAUUUCUCACCUGAGUGCUACCGGCUCCACGGACGAGGAAGCCAACAUUCCGGCCAGCGACCAUGAACUUGCCGCGAAGUUGCCUGUGCCUUCCAGACUGAGAGAUGUCAACAACCGAAUAGAAAACUUGGCCGGCUUUGAAGCCCGUGGUAUUACACGGGUACUUCCCGAGGAGCGUCAACCUCCCUCAUGGUCCAGCGAUCUCCAAGUGGCCAUCAUGUGGUACAGCGCCAAUAUUUCUCUAAACAAUCUUGCUGUCGCCAUGCUGGGGCCUUUGGCUUUUGAAUUGGGGUUUUUGGAUUGUGCCAUGUGUGCUGUAUUCGGGGCCUUUGUUGGCAGUUUAACUACAGCGUACAUGAGUAUUUGGGGUCCUCAAAGUGGAAACCGGACAAUGGUUGUUUUGCGAUUCUUUAUGGGCUACUGGCCAUCCAAGAUUCUGUGCUUCCUCAAUAUCAUUCUCAUGAUUGGUUACGCGACCAUUGAUGGCAUCAUCGGAGGACAAGUCUUGUCAGCUGUUAGUGGCGGCAAGAUGACCAUCAUUGUCGGAAUCAUCGUGGUGAGCGUGGUUUGCUGGGUGGUUGCAGUUUUUGGCAUGGCUCUGUUUCACAAGUACGAGCGAUACUCGUGGCUUCCUCAAACUAUUGCCCUAUUCAUUCUUAUCGGUGUCGCUGGGCCCUAUUUCGACGCCUCAACUCCCUCCAAGAACAGCGGCGCUCUCCUCGCCGCCCAACGCCUCUCCUUCUUCAACAUCUGCCUGUACGUGCCCAACUCGUGGGCCGGCGCGGCCUCUGACUUUUACGUCUACUACCCGGAAAAGACCUCAAAGCGCAAGAUCUUCCUCCUCACACUCACCGGCAUCUGGACUGCCUUUACCUUUGUCUACCUCAUUGCCAUUGGUCUCGGAACCGGCGUUGCCAACAGCCCUGCCUGGGCCGAGGCCAACGGCGUCAGCUCAGGCGCUCUCAUUGUUGCCGGAUACGAACCUCUCAAGGGUUUUGGAAGGUUUUGUUCUGUUGUCGUGUCGCUGGGGGUCAUUGCCAACAGCAUUCCGAGUACCUACUCUGCCGCUCUUGGUGUCCAGGUCCUCGGUCGCUAUUUCAAGGUUGUGCCCCGAUAUGUUUGGUCGACGGUCAUCAUUCUGAUUGAAUUCGUGCUGGCCGUUGCCGGCCGCGACCAGCUCUUUACGAUUUUCCAGAAUUUUUGUGCCCUAAUGGGCUACUGGGCAAUGAUCAUGUUCUUCGUUGUGCUCAUGGAGCACCUCAUGUUCCGCGGCCGCAGGGGAUUCGACUGGUCUCGAUGGGAGGACAAAGAAUACCAGCCGCUGGGCCUUGCUGCACUGGCAAGUUUCUUGGUCGGGUGGGCUGGCGCGGUACUUGGCAUGGCUCAGGCGUGGUAUACUGGUCCCAUUGCGAAAUUGGCCCAAGGCGGCGAUGUUGGAUUAUGGAUUGCUUGUGGUUUUACGAUUAUUUCGUUUCCGCCGCUGCGAGCUUUGGAGCUGAAGGUUUUCGGACGAUAA